Messenger RNA from Marmota flaviventris (yellow-bellied marmot), 1394 nucleotides. RefSeq names its product solute carrier family 25 member 33 (gene Slc25a33). Gene Ontology annotation, molecular function: pyrimidine nucleotide transmembrane transporter activity. The record is from RefSeq and is a predicted model, not a curated record. Gene Ontology annotation, cellular component: mitochondrion. Gene Ontology annotation, biological process: pyrimidine nucleotide import into mitochondrion. NCBI's taxonomy places the organism in Eukaryota, Metazoa, Chordata, Mammalia, Rodentia, Sciuridae.
AGAGGCCGGUGAGGCACCGGCGGCGACGCCGCGGGGGUUGCGGGACUGCGGAGCCCGCGUGCGCAUGGAGGCCCCGGAGGCCGCCUGAGGACAGCGGGCGAGAAGACCGGGCGACCUCGCGCAUCCCUCGAGCGGCUGCGGCGGGCCGCAGAGCCGGCGCGGCCAUGGCGACCGGCACCCAGCAGAAGGAGAACACGCUGCUUCACCUCUUCGCCGGCGGGUGUGGGGGCACAGUUGGUGCUAUUUUCACUUGCCCACUAGAAGUCAUUAAGACCAGGUUACAGUCUUCAAGACUCGCUCUCCGGACCGUCUAUUAUCCUCAGGUUCAUCUGGGGACCAUUAAUGGAGCUGGAAUGGUGAGACCGACAUCGGUGACACCUGGACUCCUACAGGUUCUGAAGUCGAUCUUGGAGAAGGAAGGACCAAAGUCACUCUUCAGAGGCUUGGGUCCAAAUUUGGUUGGAGUGGCACCAUCAAGGGCUGUGUACUUUGCAUGUUACUCCAAAGCCAAAGAGCAAUUUAAUGGCAUUUUCGUGCCUAAUAGCAAUAUUGUGCAUAUUUUCUCAGCUGGCUCUGCAGCUUUUGUCACAAAUUCCUUAAUGAAUCCUAUAUGGAUGGUUAAAACUCGGAUGCAGCUAGAGCGAAAAAUAAGGGGCUCCAAGCAGAUGAACACACUCCAGUGCGCUCGAUACAUUUACCAGACAGAGGGCAUCCGUGGCUUCUAUAGAGGAUUAACUGCCUCAUAUGCUGGAAUCUCAGAAACUAUCAUCUGUUUUGCUAUUUAUGAAAGUUUAAAGAAGUAUCUGAAAGAAGGUCCAUUAGCCUCUUCCACAAGUGGAACUGAGAAAAAUUCGACAAGUUUUUUUGGACUCAUGGCAGCUGCUGCUCUUUCUAAGGGAUGUGCCUCCUGCAUUGCUUAUCCACACGAGGUCAUUAGAACUCGGCUCCGGGAGGAGGGCACCAAGUACAAGUCCUUCAUCCAGACAGCACGCCUGGUGUUCCGGGAGGAAGGCUACCUCGCCUUCUACAGAGGACUCUCAGCCCAGCUCAUCAGGCAGAUCCCAAAUACUGCCAUCGUGUUGUCCACCUAUGAGUUAAUUGUGUACCUGCUGGAGGACCGUGUGCAGUAGCAGGCCACACACUGUGCUCUAGGAGAAUAAAACUGAGAAACUAGAGAUUUUUUUCCAUUGAUGUUUAGAGUGUCUGAGACUGAAACAGGAAAGGCCAUAGAGCAUCUGGCUCCUGUCACCUGCUGGACAUUUCCUUUUGGAUUCAUGCUUUCUGGAAGGUUUAAAUUCAUUAACGUUAAUAGUUAAUUAUAACUUUUUUUUUUUAACUUAAGAGGAUUCAGGAUUAAGAGGCAACUAAAUUAAAUCAUGCUAUUUAAUUUAAGU